Molecule: messenger RNA, 2683 nt
Organism: Silurus meridionalis
Lineage: Eukaryota; Metazoa; Chordata; Actinopteri; Siluriformes; Siluridae
Product: solute carrier family 13 member 2-like
Exons: 12
Coding region: 37-1794 (585 amino acids)
Biological process (GO): monoatomic anion transmembrane transport
Cellular component (GO): membrane
Molecular function (GO): transmembrane transporter activity
Source: RefSeq, a predicted model, not a curated record
GUCUUGUCUUGUCAAGUGCAUUGAUACAUUAAGAUCAUGGUGAACAGCAUGAAAUUGCUGUGGGUUUACAGAAAUUAUUUAAUCACCAUCGCAAUACCUCUUCUGCUCAUGCCGCUACCUCUUAUUGUCAACACUUCGGAGGCUAAAUGUGGCUUUGUGCUUAUCCUGAUGGCUCUGUACUGGUGUACAGAGUGUCUUCCACUGGCAAUAACUGCACUCCUGCCUGUUAUCUUCUUCCCUAUGUUGGGCAUCAUGACGUCUGAACAGGUUUGUUCUCAAUACUUCAGUGACAGCACCAUGCUGGGAGCCGGUGGGUUGAUGGUGGCCAUAGCUAUAGAAAAAUGGAAUCUCCAUAAACGCCUCGCCUUGGCCAUGCUUCUGGUAGUGGGCUUGAAGCCAGCACUGUUAUUGGUGGGGUUCAUGAGCAUCACAGCUUUCCUUUCUAUGUGGAUCACUAACAUGGCAUCUACGGCUAUAAUGCUACCCAUCGUACAUGCUGUGCUGGACUCCCUAAGCAAGACUGAGGCAGAGGAGGAAGAUAGGGAGCUACAGCAAAACAUGGCCAUAACAACUUCACAAGUCAAUGAGAGCAAAGAUGGAAUUGACAACUUCCAGGAGCAGCCAAAUCCUAAAGAGCUGUUAAGUGCUGAGCAGAGGAGGCUAAAGCAUGAGCAGAAGUAUCUGAGUCUCAAAAAAGGAAUGAGUAUGAGUGUGUGUUAUGCAGCUAGUAUUGGAGGCACGGCCACGCUCAACGGCUCCAUUCCCAACCUCAUACUCAAAGGCCAGCUUGACAAGAAAUUUACAGAAAAUGGAGGUGUGAUUAACUAUGCAUCAUGGUUUGGGUUUUCCUUCCCCAACAUGGUGCUGAUGCUGAUUCUCUGUUGGCUAUUGCUGCAUGGCAUGUUUUUGGGCUUUAAUGUGAAAGACACAUUUGGUUGUGGAAUAACCAGAAGCAGUCAGCAAAAGGUGUAUGAGAUGAUGAGGCAGGAGUUCAGAAAGCUUGGCAGCAUGAGCUUUGCAGAGUAUAGUGUGCUUCUGCUUUUCAUAACACUAGUUCUGCUGUGGUUCACAAGGGAUCCUGGCUUCAUACCUGGCUGGUCCUCACUACUUUCCAAUCAGGAAAAACCUUUUGUGACAGAUAGUACAGUCUCCAUUUUAAUAACCUUUAUGUUCUUCAUAAUACCCUCCAAGAUUCCAAGAUGUUGGCAUGCUGGUUCUUUUGACAUAAAUGGUAUGGUUGGCAAAAGUGACGAAAAGACUCCUGCCACCCUGCUAAACUCUGAUGCAGUGCAAAAGUUGCUGCCCUGGAACAUUCUGCUGCUAUUAGGGGGAGCUUUUGCACUUGCUAAAGGCAGUGAGGUAUCCAACCUGUCAUUUUGGAUUGGACAAAAUCUCCUGCCUCUGGGGAACAUCCCCCCAGUGGCCCUCUCCUUCGUGCUCUGCCUUGUGGUGACCAUUCUCACUGAAGUCUGCAACAAUGCUGUAAUCAGCACUGUUUUCCAGCCUAUCCUGGCCUCCAUGGCAAUUGCUCUUAAGAUACAUCCACUGUCUAUCAUGCUACCAACCACCAUCAGCUCCUCAUUUGCAUUUAUGCUCCCUGUGGCCACAGCCCCCAACGCCAUUACAUUCAACUACGCCAAACUCAAGAUAAUGGACAUGGUUAAACCGGGACUUGUUCUGAACCUGCUUGGGAUAGUCUGCAUUAACUUUGCUGUUCAAACUUGGGGUUCUGCAAUGUUCAACUUAAAAGAGUUCCCUGCAUGGGCAAAUAUCAUUACCAACCAGACUCUAUAAGUGAACACUUCUUGUUAUUUCUACCAGCCUAUCCAUGAGUAUAAAAGCAGCUACACAGAACACCUCAGAAAGCAUACAUUCUGUGAACUACAACAAAGAUGGAUUCCAAAGCUGAAGAAAGCACAAAUGACCAGUUUGCAUAAGCUGUCACCAAUUUUGUGGGGAGAAUGAUGUAUGUCACUUCUUCUUCUUCUUUCGGCUUCUUCUAUUAGGGCUCGCCACAGCGGAUCAUCCGUCUCCACAACCCCAUGUCCUCUGCCUCUUUCAAACCAACUACCUGCAUGUUCACUUAAGGGGCAUUAAUCUUUUCACAUACUAUAAUACAUAACACAUCAUCAUAUUGCCACUGGUCUGUACCAUUUACACAUAAGAAUGCCUCUGGAGACACUGGUGCUCAAAAUGAUCACUGUUUGUGCAAUCUGACAUGAUAUUCUGCAUCCCAAAGUUACAUUUAGGUGCACUAAUGCAACAGUCAUAUGCAUUAGUGUUAUCUUUAAUGCCAAUUUACUAAAAUAGAUAAUUUGCCAAUUCCUGCACUAAAUUGUACAGGUGGUAGAACAAUGCUAGAAAGGUUGAACCUGCAGGUUGAUACUACUUGUCAUGAAUUGUACAUGUAAGUGUAUUUGAAUUAUUAAGUUUAAAACAAAAAAAUGUUAACUUGAUACUCACUGCAAAAUAGAGAUGUCAAGCAAGAAGGGUAUCAAUAUUUGUGAAAAAAUACAUAGCUGUCUGAAAAAUGGACUAGAAAUACAGAAGUAAGCGAACAUUAACCAUUUUUUGCUGCAAAACGCACACACGUUCCACUAUUUACUGAUCCUGUUUGUCAUCUUUCAGUGUUGGUUAUGACCUAAUGUCAGGAUCAUUCAGAAUAAAUUAUAUAUGAGUUUUA